UAGGGCUGGGUAUGGGGCAUGGAGCUUACAACGAGUCUCAAUGUAAUUAUACAAGAUGUCUUAUGUUUGUGUGUUGUGAAUGCCUAUUUGACAAGAUGAAUUUACCGAUAAGAUGGCUUAAAAUUGGACAAUACUAAGUAUCAGGACGAAGAUGGUAGGAAGAGGGUGGUGGUUGCUGGUGUGGACAGUGUAUGCUGCUUGGACAGUGUACAUGGUACAUGGAGGACUGUCCUGUCAGCAGGGCCAGGAGUUUUACAACAGUGAACAGGGUCAUUGUGUACCAUGUACACGUUGCAAUGGUUCCCUGGUAGUGGUGGUUCCAUGUUAUGUGUACCGGGAUGCUGUGUGUGCACCCGCUGCUCAGUUCCUUCCCACCUGGUCACGGCUCACUCAACCCCAAGCCCCCAUCACCCUCUCUACACCCACCGCCAUACAAAACCAAACAGAAGAAGACAAUGGACAUGGGAAACAAACUUCAGAAUUUUCCAGUGAUAAAAACAAGCAGUCAAAGAACCACAGAAAAGUCUCUGGUCAUCAGCAAGGGAAGUCAGGUGCAAAUAAGGCACCAUUCCAUAAAAGUAUUCAUAAUAAAAAGAACCACAGAAAACUACACAAUGAAAAUGAUUCGGAAAAGACUAGAAACGUAGAGUCAAGACACCAUCAUCGCCAUAGACAUAGUGGAGAACGUACAGGCUUUAGAGCACAAAAUAAAUCUCUUAUAGUGGACAGAGAUGAAUCAGUGAUGAGUGGUGUUUAUGUUAGUCAGAAAAGUGGUGCUAGUGAAUCAGUGAAUGAGAACAGGAGUAUCAGUGAGUCAGUUAAUGUAACCAGAGAAAGUAGUGGUAAUGGAAAAGUGUCAGUUGAAGAGGAUGCGAGUCAUGGUGCUAAUAGUGAUAAGGACGAAACUAGAGACUCGCAUGAGCCACACACUGCAGACUGGCAAACAACUUUUUUCCUUGCCAUUGUCAUUGUCAUUAGCAUAUGUGUCAUUGCACUCACCAUUAUUGUAUUCAGUCAUCUAAGAAAUGUCAUCAACAGGCGAAAAUUAAAAAGAGAGUGUGACACAGUCCCUGAAGAAAAUAGUGGUGAGUUGACAGUGAUGGAACAUCUUUUGCCAUCUCUUCCUGCUGCCUCUACAAAUAGACCAAAUGUAGCCACUAAUAGAGCUGGAGUUACUUACGUGAGACCGUCCGCCAUGUCUGUCCCCCUCUCCUUCACUACUACAGCUAGUGGAGUGAUUGUGCUAGACUCUGAACACACAUCUGGUCAUGUUUACCCACCUAUACCAUUCACAAUGGAUAGAUUAUUAGAACAGCGCAGAGUAUUGGGUCCAUCAUCAUCUGUAGAUACAAACCUCUACAUUGAAAGCUGGCAGCAACAAGAUAGUCAACCAGCAGUACAACAUCCUCCAUCUAUCAGUACCUUCACAACUGGUCCCAGAACUUUUUUGAGAGGAUCAGUAUCUGCUUGCCCAAGCCCAGUGCCAGUUCGUACCUAUCGUUUGGGACCUGCAUCAGCCUCGGCUAGCCCCAUAUUUCCUAUUAGAGGACUGGGUUCCACGAGGGGACGCAUGCGUGGAACACUAAUAGCAGCUGCAUGCACUUUGUCAGGUAGCAGUGGAGGUGUCGUAAGUGAUUUUGCUUCAGUUACACCUACAUAGCAUUCUAAUAAACCAUCUGAAGACAAUUUUUUUUUUUUUUUUACAAAGUAGCUUUGCUCUUUAUCAGAUUUAAAGAGUUACUCAGUGUUGUGACACCGGUUCUACAAAAAUGACAAGUGCUUGAGGCAACUUUCAGUCACUAAAAAAUUGUCUAUUAUAGAGAAUGCUGCAGAUUUGUGGCAGUUUAAACAUGUAAGUGCUCAUCUCAUGAGCAGUAGAGUUAUGUUGCAUCCAUUUUUUUUUUUUUCAUACCAGCUCAUCCAUUUAAGAGGCUUACCUACUUAGUACUAAGUAGCUCAUUGUGGCAGCUUAUAUAAUAGCUUCAUCUUGUGCUCACAGAUUUUUGCUCAGAAUGUACCCAUGACUUGGUGGAGAAAAUUACACCAGACUAUAAAUAGUCUAAUUUCAGUAUAUAAGCAAUACUAUGUAUUGAGUCAGAUUUGUUUUAGAAUCAUCCCGUGAGUGGGUAUAACAUGCCUUAGAUGUUCAAGAAGUGAUAGGGAAUUAAAAAAUAGCUUUCUAACUCCCAAACAGUGCUAUGGCACAUGAAUAUUGUAGUGUGAUUGGCCCCAUGUUGAUGCAUACUGGAGAUAUGUAUAAUGUAUUUAUAUGAGACAUGUACAUAGACAAUAUAUUUGUGUAUCAAUGUGGCUUGAUAGUUAUAUGAAUGUUGUUGUGUGUGUGUAUGAGUUUAAACUUGUCUACUCUAAGUCUUACGCUGUAGAAUUGUAAAUAAGAAUACACCAUGGCUCAAGUUUAAGUGUUUUUUACUGCUCAAAAGUCAUAUUCUGAGUAUUACUUCUCUGAACAGAAGUUUUCUGUCUGUUCCAUGUUCACAUCUGAAUAUUGUAUCACACUGUAUGAAAUGUAUAUAAUUUUCCAGUAACUUGGGAGAAGUGACUCUCAUACAAAUAUUAACAAGUGCCAUAUUGGGUUUAUUCAGCUCUUAAUAGCUGACUGCCACACUGUGUGAUAAUUGUACAUUGCUCCAGGACACGUUUUUACCAUAACAAGUAUUGUUUUCACAGUAACUUUUCUUGGUGGCAAAAAUUUUUAAUUUGAAUAAAGUUCAAAUGUGUUCUCUGUUAUGUCACAAGUAUUUUCUUUUUUAUACAUAUCAUUUAUUUCCAUUAUUAUGUUUAUUUUUUGAGGAAUCAAGUAUAUUUUUGUUGAUGUAGAUGCAUUCUGCAAUAUUAUGUUACUGGUCCAAAAAAAAAAUACUAUACAAGUUUUAUCAUUACCACAAUCAAGAAUUGGGACCUAAACAGAAUCUCUCUUUAUGAAACAGAUCUGUCAGCACUUAACUAAAAUUCUUCCCAUUAAUAAUGCAAAUAAAUGUUGCUUACACAUCAUACUACUUUCCUUAUAUUUAAGGCAGCAUCUCUAUCACUAGUUUUGUUGAAAAUUGAAUUUCAAAAUGCCAUUCCAGAACUUGGGAGAAAGGCUGGUAUGACUAUUGAAGUUUUGAGCCUUAACUUAAAUGAAGGAUUAGUCAUCCCUAGAAAUUUGAGCUACCCUUUCCUUUUUUGGAUCAAACAUGAUAACCUUCCAGGUGCUGUAUGACCCCCUUUCAGAUUUAGCACUUUCCCCUGAAAGUAAUAUAGUAGAUUAUCAACUAUCUCGCAAUCAUUUAUUCAGUGUUCAGCGCUAUCUUAUAGUCUUAUUCGAUACAGCAUCUAAGUUGAUAAUAUUUAGGGAAAGGCACUAAACCCAUGGGGUCAUACAGUGAAUGGGAAAUGUGAGGCAUUCAGGUUUGAUCCAAGAAAGGAGAGGAUAGGCACAUUUAAUGAAUCAAGCCCCCCUCAGUGGCACCUCCCUUGAGGGGACCUAAAUAGAUAAUGCUAUGCAGCAAAUAAGGACUAUUAAAAAUAUAUUUUUUCAGUGUGACUGAGUAUCCAGCACACCCUUACCGUAACCUGAGGGUACUGGAAAAUUGAUGAUUUACCAUAACAGUAAUAGAGUUUUGAAAGCAGCUCGGUAUAUUCUUUUGAGAACCCACCAUCAGCCUUUGAAACAUUUGUUAAUCAAUUUACAUUGCAAUUGUUAUCAAAUAAAUGAAGUUGCUACCUUUUAUCUAAUGUAAACAAUUAAGGUUAGUACAAGAAAACUACUUUAGGAUUGCUGACAAAAUAUAACAAAACUAUAUAGUUUUUGCAACUAUGGUGACAUCAUUAAUUAAAAUGGCAUUAUGGUCAAAAAGGUAUUGACAAUUUUGUUUCAAGCUGAUUAGCAUCUAAAAAUAAGCAAGGAUGAGAAUGCUUUGUAAUAAAAUUUAAAGGUGUAUAAUUAUAUGUAAAAAUUAUUCUUAUACUGUAUGAAGAGCAACUGUUCAAGAAACAUUUUCUUCUAAAAGGUGUAACACGCUGCAGUAAAGUAGAUUUUGAAUUAAAAUUUUGACCAAAGUCAUUAUUGAAAAAAAAAAAAAAUUGGACUUUAAAUUAAAAAUUUAUUAGUAGUAGACAGUUGCAUUAUACUUGGCUGUAGGUAUAGAUGGAAAUAUAUUUUUGAAAUUCAUGUACAGUAGUUCAAGCAUAGAUAUUUGAUGAAACCUUAUAUUUAUAGAGUAUAGCACUUCAUUGAGAAUGAGAAUUUGCUCAUGAAAUAUAAUCAAAUAACACUAAGAUUUGCCACAUGAUGUUACAAUCCCUAGUCACAUGUACCUCUAGCAGUAGGCACUGAGUAUUGUAGUAAAGAUUUAUUUAUAACUCCGCCCAAUUGGCGUUUCAUGUAGAGUGUAGCAUUUUCACUUUUUUUUUUUUUUUUGUAAGAUCCAUACAUACAGGAAUUUGCCUCUUGAUAGUUUAUCAGCUUUACAGUCAUUAUUCAUUUAUAUACAGUCGUUUCAUUUUACAUAAUCUCGUUUAUCAUAAAACUGUAAAAUCUUUUUAAUCUUUGGUGCCUUUCUUACCUGAGGAAAUGCUAACUGAGGUAGAUUAAGGUUUGGGGGUUACCAGGGUGUCAGAUGGAUAAUGUGAGAAAUGUAUUCAUGUACUUUUAACAAGGCCAGCUUGUUCAACUCAUAUGUGUAGUUGCUUAACUUUCAUCAGUAGGGUUUUCAACAUACUGUACACAGAUGAAUGAUAAGUGAAAAUGCAACUUUUUUUUUUUUUUUUUUUUAAGAUAUAUGUGUUCUUACAACAGUAUAAGUUCAUUUUCAACUUUGUGUGUGUUCUUACAUUGGCAGUAUGGUACCUACUCCCCAAAAUGCUAAUCAGGAGCUAACAAAAAAGUUAAAUAAAAAUCAGUGAUCCACCUAUAUUACAAGUAUGCAUGUUAUUUAUGUCUGGAAAGAACAGUUUAUGAUCUGUUUUGACUUUCCAUUUAUCAAUGUUGAAAAUCCUCCUCAUGACACUUAAGCUAAAUAGCAAACCUAUGAGUAGGAAGACAAGUAGAAGAGAGCAUACUAGGUGAAGUCGAUAGAACGAACUCAACAUGUUAGCUAUAGUAAAAAAAAAAUGGUUAAAAAAAAAAAAUUAUGCAUUUUUUUUACAACUUUGCCAUUUCCCACCAAGUUAAAGUAACCCAAAGAAAACACAUUCACCAUCACUCAGUAGCUGUCUUGCCAGAAGUGUGGUUGAGAUGUUGAGUUCACCCUUACUAUCAGUGUCAUUUAUUAAAAAGAGAUGAAUGUUACAAGAAAUAAGUAAUAAAAGUGUUCUGUUUUCUUUUUUUGUACUUCUAAUUGCAGUUUAAUCAGAUUUAUUUGUACAGCCUCCACUGCACACAUUCAAGGCUUAUUUACAGUAUUGGUAACCUAUAUGGUAUAUGACAAUAUCCAUAGUGACAACAGAAAUGUUAAUACACAUAUUGAGUUUUGUUAGACUUAUAUAUUGGCUGUCAUUAGGUACAAAAUGUUGGUCGAACUGCCCUUUAAUAAAUGAAUGUUAUGUAUUGUGUGCAUGUAAUUUACAGUACAUGCAGUACAUGUGAGUAGGCAUGAUUUUAAUACAGUACUGCUGUCAUAAUGUUUAUACCUCAAGUAUAUAUUGGGUAUUUUUUGUGUGUUCAUUCAUUAUAAAUUAAAUAUAUACGAAUGUCUGAAUUAUAUCAAGGAAAUGCAGUAGUGUAACUUUUGUUAGCUGUGAUUCAAUAUUUAGGGAAGAAAUACAUUCAGGCAACUUUUUCAAGAAAAACUACUUAAAGAUGUUUGAAUAAAAAUGCAUUUUUUACCUUCAUACUCUUGCAGGGUUUUUCAUUGCACAGUAUCGUACAAUUUGGAUUUCCUUAAGAAUCAAAAAUACAUGUACAAAAUUGUGUGUGAUAGCUACUCAUGCUUUAUGAUUAAGUUAAUGCAGAGACAUCCCUUAACUGACUGAUUUGCUACAGUGCAACACCCAACCCAACACCCCAUCUUCCUGCUGCUGUCCUUAGCUGAACACCCCUCUGCUGCCUUUUAGUGGAUUGCUGUAUGGGUGUAACAGGUUUAGUGCUUUCCAAGAAAAUAAUAUAAUUGAAUACGAUAUGAUUGAAUGCGAUAUAAACUGGAGUAUAAAAGAAACAAGAGCAAACCUUUUAAACAGUUAUUAAGUGUUGAUGGUAUGAAGCAUCAGCCAAGGACAGUAAACAUCAAAUUAAAUCUUUCAGUAUUACAGUGGAAAUGGAAACAGGUACUGUAUUUGAAAACUGUACUGAAGUAGCUGAUUUAUCCAUAUCUUUGAGCACCUGCCCUCCCCUUCUUCGGAGCAAGCCUGAAUGCCUCCCAUUCCUCUCUUAGGCACACAUGUUUAGUGCUCCCCAAUGAAUGUAAAAAUGAUAAUAAUUAUCAAUAUCACUGAGGCAUGCUUUCUUUCAACAGGAACCUCCUCCUCAUCCAUGAAAGUGUGGUCUUAUGGAGAAACUAAUACAGACUUAUUAAAAAUAAAGGCAGUACUAAUACCAUAUCCUGGUUUUACCACAUACAAGACUGUUUUGCCAUUAGUUUGAUUUAUUACAAUCGUACUGUUGUCCCAAAACAGCCCUAAACCUAUAUGAGACAAAAAAUGGAAAGAAUUAAGAUUGCUGUAAUAAAUAUGCACAAAUGGAGAAGUGUUUACUGACAGGACAGUGUUACACUGAGGAAAAUUAGUAGCUGGUACUGCAACACUAUAUAACUCAUAAUUUCAGAACUUUUUUGUGAUCAUAAUUGUAUAGGCAAGUGAGGUAGAACAUUAACAAUAAAGCAAACUACUGUAAUUAAUUAGUGAAUAUUUAAACUUUAUUCUGGUAUGUAUUGUGGUUGAGUUAGCAUAAAGUGAAUCCUGGUUAAUGUGUUAGAUGGGCUGCUAAGCAUCCAAAUAUAAUUGAAUAUGUAUCACUGAGUGGUAGAUGUUACACUUAUCAAUUUAAAUUAGUAAAUAGGAAUGUAUAUUUCUUACUUUGAUUAUGUGUAUAGUUGAUAAAAAUAUUGUCUUGCAGAAUUACUUUAUAGAUUUUUCAGUGAUUGCAGUGAAUCUGUUUAUAUUAUUGCUAAAAGUGUAUAUUUAACAGAUUUGUUGACAUUAAGUACAAUAAGAUGCAAAUGGUGAAUGAGAUGCACACAGUGGUAACGAGGUACAUUGUCAUUAAUAAAAUACGUGUUUCAGUGGUGUUGAAAGAUGGCAUUCAACUGUUUAUAUAUCUCAAUGUAAACUGUACUGAAUGUAGCAUUGCUUAAGGUUUUAAAAGAAGUGUAAGAAACUUUAUAUACAAAUCAUUUCAUUUAUUCAUGUGCAGUUUUGUCCCUGAAUGUAAUGGAUCUGUUUGACAGAAUGUUACAUAUUAUUUUCAGCAAUAUUUUUGUGCAAUGUUUUUUUUAUAUUUAAGUAAAAAAAAAAGUUGGGGCCCAACAGUCAAAAAAUUACAACAUGCAAAGUUUAUAACAAAAAUAAAAAUGGAC
Molecule: messenger RNA, 7514 nt
Organism: Cherax quadricarinatus
Lineage: Eukaryota; Metazoa; Arthropoda; Malacostraca; Decapoda; Parastacidae
Molecular function (GO): protein binding
Source: RefSeq, a predicted model, not a curated record